Messenger RNA from Saccostrea cuccullata (small rock oyster), 2561 nucleotides. RefSeq names its product F-box/WD repeat-containing protein 5-like. Bases 104 to 1747 code for a protein of 547 amino acids. Gene Ontology annotation, biological process: protein ubiquitination. The record is from RefSeq and is a predicted model, not a curated record. Gene Ontology annotation, molecular function: protein binding. The transcript is spliced from 8 exons. Gene Ontology annotation, cellular component: SCF ubiquitin ligase complex; Cul4-RING E3 ubiquitin ligase complex. NCBI's taxonomy places the organism in Eukaryota, Metazoa, Mollusca, Bivalvia, Ostreida, Ostreidae.
GUUACAUCCGGUUGAUAUUGACAGCAACAACAAACAAAUUGGUCAGGUCAUUUCACGAUUGUUUUUUGUUUAAGAGAAGUAAGUCAAGAGCAGAGUAGAAGGUAUGUGGGAUGAGGCACCUGAACUGAUACUAAAAAAUAUCUUCUGUUACCUUGAGGCUGCCGACCUUCAUGCUGUGUCCUUGACCUGCCACUUAUGGUAUCAAGUGGCAAAGGAAGAUGCUGUUUGGAAACAACUUGUUCAGAGAUUAUGGAAAAUUAAGGGAAGUUUGCCAUCAGGAAAGACUUCAUGGAGGAAUGAGUUUCGUCGUCUGACCUAUGAAACACCUACAUUCCUCAGCGAAACUCUGCAAGAACACUCGGAUGAAGUUUUGGAUGUCAGCUUCUCACAUGAUGGCAAACUGUUCUGUACGACCUCCAAGGAUGCAACUGUCAAGGUUUGGGAACUGGGAUAUCCUACUAAAGUUAAACACAAUGCAAAGAUGUUGACUUUACUGGGCUGGAAUCUGACACAAUUCUCCAUAUUUAAUAAAAGUGACACCUUCUUGUGUGUAUGUGGAGUUCAGUUUGGGGGAACUGUUGAGAACUAUUUUCCCAGCUCUUCUGGCAGAGCGGCAAUAUUCAGAACCAGUGAUUUUAAGAUACUGCAGACUAUGAUGAUGGAGCCUCCUCAGUUGUUUGCUGACUGGUAUGAUGACACAACAGUAUUAGGUGGUUAUGUAGAAGAGAAUCAGACAAUCCUACACAUAAAAGCUUUCAAGGUGAUAGAAGAAGGAGCGGGGAAUAUUGAAGAACCAGUUUCUGGACAGAUUGUGUACAGUUUUGAUACUGAUCAUCAUCACACAAUGAACAUCCUUGUGGCAGAUCUUCCUUGUGAACCUCAGUCAAAUGAUCAGUCACGUAACCAUACUUUGAAUGCUUAUCAGAAAAUGAAAGAAACCAAGCAUGUUAAAAAUGGGAAAAUUAAAGAAAUAGACUCUACAUUAGAUAAAGCCAGCUCCUGUGAAAGACAAAAAAUGAUGAUAUUUGUAUGUGGGCAACAUUCUGGUUUAUCAAUUCAUGAUGUGACAAAUUUACACAAAAAGAUUCAUGCUAGAAAUUCCAGAGAGGGUGCUAACUGUAGACAACCAAGUAACAGUGCUAAAUCAGCCACUAGCAGUAAUGUAAGACAGUCAACAGGAGCAUCAGGAAGGUCAAGGUCAGGAGAAAGAAACCAAGAAGCUCGCUCAGUUAUUGAUAAGCCCACUAACUCACCAUUAUUUGACAAAUAUUACAUAUCUGGAAUGAAACUCUCUCCUGAUCACAGGGAACUGUACUUCAACCAUAGAGUGUGCCAUUAUGAUGCAUUUGAUGAUGAGGGCUACCCAAAGGUAGAUUCAGACAUUGUUAUAGAUAAAUAUGACCUUGUCACCAACACUCACACUAAAGAUCUUUUGAGGGGACAUAAAGCUUUCUCUAAGUAUCCUGCCUGGUACAUCUGUCUGGACAUCAAUCAGGACUACAUUGUCAGUGGGAGUGAGGAUGGACGUGCCUACCUGUGGGACAGGCACUACCUCUGUUUUCUGGGUCAUUUACCCCACAGCUCUAACCCAGACACACAGAUCGUGAUCAAUGGCACUUCUUUCUGUCCCACUGACAGUGAGUGUGUGGUCACUGGAGCAGACGAUGGAAUUGUUCAUGUGUGGAGGUCACCAAGGAGACACGCACAACUUCAAAAACAACUAGGACUUGUGGCUAUGGAUAUGUGAAUCCCAUUUAAUUUUGUAUGAAAAAUUGCUAUUAUCAAUUAAUGUUAUAUAGUGGUGUCCUUAGACAUUUUGAUAGAUUGUUGUUUAUUAUUCCGUUUGAGAAUUUCUUAAUCCUAAAGAGAAGUCUUCAUAUACCGGUAAAGGGCUUCAAAAGGGUCAUUAUUUGACUUAUAUUGCAAUGCCUGCUGUUACUCAGGGGCUCGGUUUUUAAGGUUUAGUCCGAAUGAUUUGCAUCUUUCACUUCAAAGUGCCAAGCGCUUGGAAAGGAACAGUUGCUAUCUAUAUCACCCUCAGCUGAGGCUGGAAACCAUGGUCUUCCAAAUCACGAGGCGAGGACUCUACAGACUAAGCUACCAAGUCAGACGUUUUUUAAUAAACAUAAACCCCCUUUUAAUAUAGGUAAAAAGGCAAGGACAUGUUGAUUUAUUAUUAAUAGGUUUGACAAAAAAAAUACUAGUACUGAAAUCCCGUAACUAAAAGUUAUUUUCACACUCUUCCUGACUUUGGAGAAUAGGUUGAGCAGUGCAUAUAACAAACCAGCAAAAUGUUCUUGGAGCUACCUUUGUGCUUCAUGUUACGUGUCCAACGAUCUUGCAAGAACAUUUAGAACCUUGUCAAGUUGUCAUACAUUCAUUCUUAUGCCAGGAUAGCGAAAGUAACCUUAAUAUUGUAAACAAAAAGCAGCCAUUAUGUUGAUGGACAAAUCUCAAAGAGAUCGUAAAAGGACUUUUGUUGAAAAUGAAAAUCGAUUAUUAAGGUUUAAAGUGAUAUAUGGCGUAUUUUAAUAAGUUUAGACUAACUAUCAAUAAAAAGA